UACUCACAACCAAAGCAUUGCAAAAUUUGAAUAGGUCAAAAAUCAAAUGUCUACUGCCAAAGCUUUCUCCUUCUUCAAAACCCCUCUCUUCUUCUUCUUCUUCUUCUUCCCCCGCAUUCUCCACAAGCAACUGAGAAGCCUAAAGCAUUUCCACAGAAGUCUCAGCAACGUCCAUGCACCCCACAGCAACAAUAUCAAACUGCAGAGGUAUUCUUCUCUUGCUCACCACAGAUCAGACCCAUCUGACCAAACCUUGGUGUUUGAUGUGGAAGCUGCUCUCCUCAAGUCCUCUUCCCUUUUUCCUUACUUCAUGCUUGUGGCCUUUGAAGCUGGGAGCCUCUUAAGGGCACUUGUCCUCUUUCUUCUGUACCCUUUUGUGUGUUUGGUCAGUGAGGAAAUGGGCAUAAAGAUUAUGGUCAUGGUUUGCUUUCUUGGGAUUGAGAAGGAGAGCUUUAGGGCUGGGAGGGCUGUUUUGCCAAAGUUCUUCUUGCAGGACGUUGGGUAUGAAGGGUUUGAGGGGGUGAGGAGGUUUGGGAAAAAAGUGGGUGUCAGCAAUUUACCUGUGGUAAUGGUCGAGAGCUUCUUGAGAGAUUAUCUUGAGAUUGAUUUUGUCGUUGGGAGAGAGUUGAAAGUGUUUUAUGGGUACUUUCUGGGAGUAAUGGAGGAAAAGAGAGAAGACUGUGUGUUUGACUUGGAGGAGAUUGUUGGAGGAAAAGAGAAGGGGAGGAUUAGUAUUCAUGAUGAUGUUAUUGGGAUCUGUGGCUUCAAUAACAAAUCUCUUGAUCAUCAGCUCUUCUCUUAUUGUAAGGAGAUUUACUUAAUCAACGAAACAGAGAAGAGGAAUUGGCAUGUUCUCCCUACAGAAGAUUACCCAAAACCACUAAUCUUCCACGACGGUAGAUUGGCCCUCAGGCCAACCCCAUCAGCCACACUGGCCCUAUUCAUGUGGUUCCCCUUGGGGGUAGUCCUCGCCAUCUUUAGGGCACUUGUUGCCUUGUCCUUAUCUCGCAAGGCCUCUCUCCCCAUCUUGGCCUUCACGGGUCUAAGACUCCGGUUUACAAAAGCCCUCUUAAAUCCUAUAAAAACCCACGAAGAUCAUAUCCGCAGCCCAAAAGGACGAGGAAUUCUCUAUGUGUGCAACCACAGAACUCUACUAGACCCUCUCUACCUCUCCUUUACCCUUAACAAAAACAUCACUGCAGUAACCUACAGUCUAAGCAGACUCUCUGAGCUCUUAGCACCAAUCAAGACCUUUCGAUUGAGGAGGAACAGAGAUCAAGAUGCCCAAAUGAUGGAGAAACUUCUGGGUGAAGGGGAUCUUGUGGUUUGCCCAGAGGGAACCACUUGUAGGGAACCCUACAUUCUUAGGUUUAGCCCAUUAUUUUCAGAGAUUAGUGAAGAGAUAGUUCCUGUGGCUAUGGAUUCACACGUGUGCAUGUUCCAUGGCACCACUGCAGGUGGGCUCAAGUGCUUCGACCCUCUUUUCUUCCUCAUGAACCCCUCCCCCUCCUAUACCGUUCGAUUGCUAGAUAGGACGUCUGGGUCGUCCACCUAUCUUGAUCAUGGAGAUCAUCGUCAUAAUCAUCACGAAUCGAGGUUUGAUGUGGCCAAUCUCGUUCAAAGUGAGAUUGGGAAGGCUUUGGGUUUUGAGUGCACCAAGCUAACAAGAAAGGACAAGUACAUGAUAUUGGCCGGUAAUGAAGGGAUAGCAGCUUCAAGUACUAAUGGAGAGCUGCGUAAAAAUGGCUCUUAGUGUUAGUGGUUUUCAUGAACUUGUGUAUAUGAUGAAAUCUAUAUUGUGUUUUUGUCUAUUUAUUCAUAUUAGGUAUUCCUAUAAUUGUAUUUAUGUUUUUAUUUUUUUAACUUUACGUCGAAAUUCUAAUUCGCAGCAAAUGUACUUACAAAUUUUUCCAAAAAAGGAAUUUGCACUA
Molecule: messenger RNA, 1931 nt
Organism: Malania oleifera
Lineage: Eukaryota; Viridiplantae; Streptophyta; Magnoliopsida; Santalales; Ximeniaceae
Product: probable glycerol-3-phosphate acyltransferase 3
Exons: 1
Coding region: 47-1753 (568 amino acids)
Biological process (GO): cutin biosynthetic process
Cellular component (GO): membrane
Molecular function (GO): glycerol-3-phosphate 2-O-acyltransferase activity; phosphatase activity
Source: RefSeq, a predicted model, not a curated record